Plasmodium gonderi is the source of this 813-nucleotide messenger RNA. RefSeq names its product co-chaperone Hsc20. NCBI's taxonomy places the organism in Eukaryota, Apicomplexa, Aconoidasida, Haemosporida, Plasmodiidae. Bases 1 to 813 code for a protein of 270 amino acids. Gene Ontology annotation, cellular component: mitochondrion. The record is from RefSeq and is a predicted model, not a curated record. Gene Ontology annotation, molecular function: ATPase activator activity; protein-folding chaperone binding. The transcript is spliced from 9 exons. Gene Ontology annotation, biological process: [2Fe-2S] cluster assembly; protein complex oligomerization.
AUGAAAAAAAUAAAAUAUGUUCCACUUUUGUGGAAACAAAAGGUGGAAAUUAAUUGUACAAGAUACAAACAUUAUUCUUCUUAUUUUUGCAAAUUCGAUAAGAAUUUUUUUUUUUGCACAACUGGGAAAGAUACAAGCAAAAAUAAAUACAUAAAAUGUAAUAAUUGUUACAAUUACAUAAACAUGGAUACGGUACCUCUGUCAUGUCACGUAAGUUCGACACAGUUACCACCCCUCACCAUGAAUUUUUACAGUCUUGCAAUGCACUUAUUAACGUGGAAAUCUUCAAACAAUUCAACUUCUUUGAUAUUUUUAGUUUUUAUAUUGUACCUCAUUUUUUAUUCACCUUUUUCACGCAUCAGACAAAGCACAUACUGCAUAGACAAAGGGUAUUUAAAAAAAAAAUUUAACGAUAUACAGAAAAUUUAUCAUCCAGACAAACAUGCACGAAAUGAGAAGCUAGACCAAAUAAACGAAGUCUCGAGUUACCUGAACAGUGCAUACCAAACUUUACAAAAUGAUGUUGAUAGAGCUCUAUACCUGCUGAAUAUCAAAUACAACUACAAGAUAUCGGAUGAUGAAAACAUGGAUGAUGAUGAAGAAUUCUUGGCAGAAAUUGUACAGGUGAAUGAAGAAAUCAACAACCCAGAAGCUAAUAUUUCUCAGCUGACAAAGGAAUAUAAAGACAAAUACAUGGAUUACAUUGAAAAAAUUAAAAUAUAUUUUGAAAACAAGGAUUUCGAAAAUAUCCUGAAGGCCUUAAAAAAAUUGAAAUUUAUAAAAAGAAUAUUAGAUCGAUUGCAAGACUUGUGA